Molecule: messenger RNA, 9151 nt
Organism: Schistocerca gregaria
Lineage: Eukaryota; Metazoa; Arthropoda; Insecta; Orthoptera; Acrididae
Product: lachesin-like
Exons: 9
Coding region: 108-1703 (531 amino acids)
Cellular component (GO): neuron projection
Source: RefSeq, a predicted model, not a curated record
GCCAGACAACCCGUGGUCCAGUCUGCCGACGCCGCUGUUGGCUCGCGCGCGCGGAGCUGUCUGCCACGAGGAAGCUACCCUUUUCUACAUGAGGCGCGCCGCGAGGCAUGCCCGGAGCCAGUGAGGCGCGUCGCCGCCCCCGCCGCCGCGAGCCGCGGGCCGCCGCCCCCGGCCCCUCCGCCCCCGGGGCGGGCAUGGGCCGCCGCUCCGUCGCCUCUGCUGCCGCCCCCGCGUCCGCGACAGCCGCCCCCGCCGCCCUCCUGGUGCUCGCCGCACUCUGCGCCGCCGCCGCCUCCGGCACAGCAGUCAGUGGCGAGGUGGUGUUGCAGCCCGACGAGCCCAUGCCGGAGUUCCUGGCGCCGCUGGAGAACCUCACGGCUACGCAGGGCCGUGACGUCACUUUCACGUGCGUCGUCAACCACCUGGGCAAGUACAAGGUGGCGUGGAUCAAGUCCGACUCCAAGGCGAUCCUCGCGAUUCACACGCACCUCGUGGCGCACAACCCGCGCCUCACCGUCACCCACAACGGCCACAACACGUGGAAGCUGCACAUCAACAACGUCCACCAGGAGGACUCGGGCAUCUACAUGUGCCAGGUCAACACGGAGCCCAUGCGUAGCCAGAUGGGCCACCUGGACGUGGUGGUGCCGCCCGACAUCCUGAGCAACGGCUCCACGGACAGCGCGACGGCGCCGGAGGGCGGCACCGUGCGGCUGCGCUGCGUCGCCACCGGCGUGCCGCCGUCGCGGGUCACCUGGCGGCGCGAGGACGCCAAGGAGAUCGUGCUGCGCCAGGAGGGCGGCCGCGACAAGCAGAGUGUGCUCUACUUCGAAGGCGAGACCCUGACGCUGACGGGCGUGCAGCGGAGCGACAUGGGGGUCUACCUGUGCAUCGCCUCCAACGGGAUCCCGCCGUCCGUCAGCAAGAGGUUCCCCGUCACGGUGCUCUUUGCGCCGCUGGUGAAGGUGUCCAACCAGCUGGUGGCGGCGCCCGUCGGCAGUGACGUCACCAUCAACUGCUACGUGGAGGCGUCGCCGGGGGCGCUGUGCACCUGGCACAAGGACACAGACGGGAAGCUGAUGGAGGGCAGCAAGUACGCGAUGAGUGAGACGCCGAUGGGGUAUUCCCUGGUGAUGAACCUCACCAUCCGCUCCCUGGAGGCGCGCGACUUCGGCAGCUACACCUGCAUGGCGAAGAACCCGCUGGGCAGCGCCGAUGGAACCAUACGGCUGCAAGAGCUGCACCUGCCGCCUAAGACAACGACAGCCGCCACGCACGCCCAUCCGCCGCCGACGCCGCGCAAGAAGUUGCAGGCGCACCACAAGGAGCAGCAGGGCUCGCACGUGAAGCGCAAGAAGGGCCGCAUGCAGAUGAGGCAGCCGCCUGACGGCGCCGGGGGCGGGGGCGGGGGCGGGGGCGGCGGGCAGCCGCUGCCGGACCCGCACCGCGAGCAGCCGUUCGACGCCGACCUGGAGGCGGAGCUGGGCCGCGACUCCAACGCACUGGCCGCCGCCGCCGCCGCCCCCGCCGCCACCACGCCCGCAGCCCAGCCCGGGGGCCGUGGAGCGCCGCACCACGCCGCCCCCACGCGGCCCACCCUGCUGUACCAGGCGGGCGGCGUCGCCGCCCCCAGUCGUCUUCCAGCGCUGCCCCUCCUGGGGGCCGCCAUCGCCACAGCGUGGUCAGUCGCCCUAGGCGCCUAGGCCCAUCACAGUGGCUCACCGGAAUAACGUGUCGUUCCGUUCUUUACCACAAUUCGAGACACUCCGAGUAACCUGGAGAUCUUGUCUGGGCUGACAUUUAUGUGGAAGUAGACAGCUCGACUAGUCUGUUUAUUCACUUGAAAUGAGACCACCGUACUAUCAAAAUAAGAAAUAAUUACGUCGUCUCCGAAAGGAAUGAGCACUUUGAAUACAAACAUCCGGUGACGUCGAACUGUUAUGACUCAGUACCACACAUUGUUCCAACCACUUGUCCGGCCUUUUCUCGUUUCAGAGUAGAAAGAUUCACACUGUCGUCGUUUGGAUCUCCUCAUGGAGAAGUUUCUGUUAUCACUACAAAAUCAAAAGAGUUUCAAAGUAAAGGGACUCCCCCCCCCCCCCCCGUGUUUCAUAAACAAUUAAAAAUGUAAAAAAAACAGGGGUACGGCAAACGAUGGUGUGUUGCUAUGUUACACUGUGUUUUCUUUUUUCUUACAGAGUGACGAAACUCUGUGAUAGCUAGUGAUGAGGAAGAUAGUAAUGUACUCCUGAAGUUAGCAUCAUCAAGAAAGUUAAUUUUCGUAAGAUCAUAAACAGAAGGAAACGUCUUCGUUGAGUUACUUUCCAAAAUAUUCAAGUGUGAUGAAAAAUUUAGUUGUACCGUACGAACAACGUUGCUAUCCUUGAGUCCAUGAUGUCUGUUGGGCGUUCCUGAGAUUGAGGCAGAGUGCGACAGCUGUUUAUACUUUUCUUGACAGUCAAAAUGUUGACCGAGUAGGUAUACCUUCACCCUGAGCAAAAAGAGAUUUAGGUAGUAGGAAGGGCAUUAUUAUUAAAUGGUCGGCGAAACAUCUGCCUCAGAUGCAUACCCUCUCCACCCCAGUAUGACACCUGCUUAUAAUAGGCAUACAUUGAGCAAUGAGCUGUACACGAGGUGAAACCGAACUCCACUGACUAAAUUUCGGAGGUCGGUCAGGGACAAUUUCUGAGUAUUUUGGUAUAUGAACCAGUUGUCUACAGUGGAUCGUUACAGAGUAAUAACGUAGGAAUGAUUUAUUCGGCUUAAACCUAUUUACCUUGGUAGCAAUGCAUAAAUUUUACAACAGCGAGAAAGCCUGUAAUAUUCAAUCACCAAACCGUGCAACAGAGAGUAGUGCAGAAUAAGAGUGAUAUGGUUGCCAUAUAUGCGGCAACAGCUCAGCAUAUCGCCGCUGUGAAGCUCUUCCGUUUCAUUCAGUGAACCCACACACCACGUGCAUAUCGGCCAGUUCAUUAGUAUUACCGAGCGAGGUGGCGCAGUGGUUAGCACACUGGAUUCGCAUUCGGGAGGACGACGGUUCAAUCCCGUCUCCAGCCAUCCUGAUUUAGGAUUUCCAUGAUUUCCCUAAAUCGUUUCAAGCAAAUGCCGGGAUGGUUCCUUUGAAAGGGCACGGCCGAUUUCCUUCCCAAUCCUUCCCUAACCCGAGCUUGCGCUCCGUCUCUAAUGACCUCGUUGUCGACGGGACGUUAAACACUAACCACCACCAUCAAUUCAUUAGUAAACCACUCCAUACUGCUGUGUAUGACUCUCAACGUACUACUUGACACUGUCGGACUAACAAACGCGAGACACAACAGAGAGUACCGAAUGCUAACUUAAUGGCGAAGAGUGAAAUCGCUACAUUCUGGAACCGCGGGACCUCUACGGUCGCAUGUUCUAAUCCUGCCUCGGGCAUGGAUGUGUGUGAUGUUCUUAGGUUAGUUAGGUUUAGGUAGUUCUAAGUUCUGGGGGACUGAUGAGCUCAGAAGUUAAGUCCUAUAGUGCUCAGAGCCAUCUGAACCCUUUUGAAGAGUGAAGUGGGCCCAACUCUACCGCAAGUACCUUGAGUGAAUGGAACAAAUUGUUCCGAAACAGGACACGUAGGGCAUACUGUUAACAUUAGCAACGUCGAGUAGGUAUUGUCAGUGCAAUGCAGAUUCAAACAUAAAUUGGAGUGAGAAAUUGGAUGAAAAUCAAGUACUCUGUAACGGGAUUCCAGGUAUUAUGGUGCCUCAGUACCAAAAUAAUCAGGAAAUGUCACUGAAGACCCUAUGAAAAUUUGGUGAUGUUCGAUUUCACCCUGUAUACAUGACUCUCCUGGAUCAGCACAAUACCCAUACUGUGUAUUUCCACGCCUCUAAUUCGAAUAGUCCAUUGCAAUCGCGAAGAUCGGAAUAUCUAUUGGAAAUUAUUGGUCAGUUGGAUUGUCGUAAUGAGCGACGGCUCUUCAUCCUUCCUCGUUAAUCUCCUUUCUGGUAUUACGUUUUCUCAUUUUUCUAUCCUUAUUUUGGUAUUUUCAACUUAAACUUUGGUAUACCAUUAUCACGUGGCUGCGGAAGCCUCCUUUCUCCAUCAAUAACCAGAGAUCUUUCUUUGUGCCAUGUGAAAUUCGUUUUCAUAGUCCAUAUAUGCUAGGUUUGUUUCCAUACUAAGUUCUCGUCUUCUUUCUACAGUUUGUUUCAGCGUGAGGAAGUCGCCGGCAAAAGAUUUUCGUUUACGGAGACCUCCUUGCUCUUCUAAUAUAAUCAGAGAUGUUUCGAAGCCUUUUGUUAACUAUUUUGCAGUAGGUUUCAUAAGAAGCAGCCAGAAGACUCAUUCUGCUUCAAUGAUUUGUGCUAUUUGUGUCUCAUUUGGUAAACAGUGAAAUAAUUCGUGCUCCUCUCCAUGCUUCUGGUAUUUCACGUGUAUUCCUGUUUUAAGUUCGUCAAAUCUGUUUGGUCUCUCCCUAACUCCUCUUUUUCUUUCCUCGGGUCUUCCCAUUGACAUUAUAUUAUAGUUUCUGAUAGCGAUAUAUCAUCUCUUCUGGAGGAAAGAUAUUUGUACUUACAGUAUCUUUGUCUCUUCGUUUUAGUUGUCUGAUCAGUUUAUAUGCUAUUUCCUAUCUACCGUGAAUGUCAUGUUCAACACUGCUUAUACGUGUAUCCCAUAAAGAUCUACCUGUUCGUCCUACUAUUUUCUUUUUGGGUUCACCCAUAGGGCGCUGCUGUACCGCCUCCACGAGACCGUCACUUCGGCAUGGACGUUUUCACGACCUUGUAACGAUUAGUCUUAGAGCAAUGCUGUGUCUUCCUAUCCCUGACGUGCAACACUGGACAGAUCUGACACUGAAUCCCGACCGCAGUUACGCUAGGCAGCUUUAGAAAUAUUACCCAUAGAUGUAUCACCGAUGUUUGGGGGAGGGGGAGGGAAGAGAAUCAUGGACUCCGUUUUUAGUAGCUGUGACUGCGGCAGUGUGACCGAUAUCGCCGUGUCAACUGUUGCGUACAGUAGCACCUCCACAUUUCUCAGACGCUUGUACGUUGGCCCCUAGCUCAAACAAUGUGCGGCUUAGCACCUGCUGCUCGAGUGUGGAUCUCAUUUUCUGUAUUAUCCACUCGACAAAACACUUGGGAAAUGUGUCAGACCCUUGCACUUACAUCUUGCAGCGUGCGGCCUAGAAUCUAUUGCUAGUAUAGCAAUUUUUCGGAUAACCCUCCCGAAAAAAAAGUCGCGAAAGGUCUAAACGUGAGCUUGAAGUCUCUAAAAUGAACUCGUUCUUCCUAUUUGACGUCAGACCAUAUUGUGCAGAUAUAUCACUUUCACCUCUUCCUCUAUGAGAAAACAUUACAGUCCUCAUAUCCCAUUACUCCCCUUCUGAAGAUAAUUCAAAUGCUGCUGCCGAAACAAUCAUAUUGUUCCAUUUAAACGAAUCUGUUUCACUGUGUCAGUAUAUAUUGAUCAUACAAUAAAUCACAUCUAUCUUUAAUUACAGUCACUGAAAAUCGCUUUUCCAUAUCUUUAGCCACUUAUGAAAUACCUAAGAUAUAUAUUACAAAGGUUAGACACUAUAAACAUUUCGUUAUAACAAGAGAUAGACAAGAUUGCCCUGCUUUUCCAGGUUUAACAUGAGCAUUUUCCCUCGUUUUGUGCUUAGUAUUUCAACUAUGUGAAUCUGUUAUUUCUUAUGACGCACCUUGUUUAAAACAAUCACUCAAUUGUACUCAGGACGACCUACGACACCGAUUAAAACAAUAUGUUUGCAGUAGAAACGUUAUGCGAAGAAUUUUCGGCGAAGGAUGCUUCUCUCUCUACAUAUCACAUUGCCCAAAUGUCAGGGUGAAUCAAGCACAUUUUUAAGGAUUCUACAGUCACACGACAUAUUUGAGUCGCCUGGUGCAGAUGCGUCACAAAUUACUUGUGAUUUUCUAUUUACCUGACAUAUGCAUCUGACGCCAUUUGUUACUAAAUUGUGGGUAAACCAGUUCCAGUGACAUUCGUUUCUCUAUGUAUAUUCUAUACACCAAAUCUUUUUUGUUUUCGCUUUUGCUAAAUCAGUACAAAUUUCGAUUAGUAUAUUUUAAAGAAGUGUCCACAGUUCACAUGCACGCAGUUCUGACGGUAGUUUUAGGUUUCCUUGCAGGCUAUCCCAUCUGCAACUUGAAGUAUUUCUUUGCAUAACGUGACUGCUCAAAUAACGCAGAUUCCCUUGCACGUAAAUAGUGUCAGCUAAGUUUUUAUAUGAUACAGCUUCAAAAGAACAAGUCGAUGUUGUUGUAGUAUUUUGGAAAUAGUUCUAUUUACGCUUGUUGUUUCCUCCUUUGUAAUAUGUAUAAUAUUUUAUAUGAUACAGCUUCAAAAGAACAAGUCGAUGUUGUUGUAGUAUUUUGGAAAUAGUUCUAUUUACGCUUGUUGUUUCCUCCUUUGUAAUAUGUAUAAUAUUUUCUGACUAUUUUUAUAUUCGUGAAGAACGGAUUUCUGAUCUGGCUAUCAUAAUAAAAUACGAAAGAAGACUGUACAAACACAUGGGGAACCAAGUCAGUGGAGAGAUGCAGACAAGCGAAAUGUAAGGUUUUGCGAUGUUUAUUCUCAAAAACGACGAAAAGUUGUUGAUUUGCGGCUCGUUUUCGGAUUUAUUGUUGAUGUUGCGGUUCUGUAAGUGGAACUGUGUGACAUAGACGCUGUCCAUGUACUAUUAUUGUCUCUCUCUCUCUUUACACACGAAUGGUACCAGUAACAACAUGUGUUGGUUCAUUGUGUAUAUGCGAUGGAAACGAGAACAGCAUAUGGCGAGGGGGAGGUGUCAGCAAAUGAGAGUGAUGGAGGUGUUGGAAGGACGAGAGAUAUGGGUUAGAUUCUGCAGAGCAACGGUAAAAAUUUCAGCUCGAUGAAAGCUAACUCGCUUGACUGACGUGGUAGAUGUUUCAGUAAUGUCAGCUGUUUCACGUCCACUCGAUAAUACGGCUGCAUUGUUUCACUCAUUUAAAUUUCAAGAGGUGGUGAGUUAUUGUAUCGACAGAAAUAAUUUACAUAAUGUUAAUACUGCAUGAACAAUUCGCAAGUGUGUAUUAAACAUUUAAGCAUUUAGACAUUUAUUGCUACAAAAAAGUAAAAUAAUUUUACGCCCCUCAAAUGCUUCUUUCCUUACCUGUACUUUAUUUAGAGACACGUAAACUGUUCAUCUGAAAUUGGUAUCUAUGAAAAACAUACAGACAAUCAUUAACUCUUAAUAAUCUGACAGAAGUUAUGCCACUGGUGCGUCAGUCACAUAACUGGCUGUUAGUUUGUUUUCUGGCUGCUGUAACUCCGACGCUAGCACGAAACGAAGACGAAGCAGUGAAACAUUUACAACAGUAUCUAAAAAAAAAACUGUUCGGACUAAAUUAACCUAAUUUAUUUCUUCAUUAUAAUACGUGUUCCAAACUUAUUUUCUAUACCAGAAUUUUAUCCAUGUUUGUAAUUUAUGUUUGUGUCAGAAUACUAUUGAGAUUAAUUCAUUUUUGGGGCAAACUGCAAGGGCAGGCAGCAACACCAAGUUGCACAAGUUACUUGAAGUAGCAGUUGUUUGAUAAAGUGAUACACAAAAUGUUGUGAUAUGAAGUGGAAAUAAUGUUUUGUUGUGGCAUGCUGUUGGAGCAAAUUCGAUAUUGAAUUACAUAAUGUGAAUAUGACGUUAUUUUGUAAAUGUUGCUAAGAGCUAGAAUAUUUUAUGUACUAAUGGAUAUGUGAUAUGUUCGAUAAUAUACCCAUUCAUGUUACUUGGAGUUGGAAGCGAAACAACCUUAUCUACAACGAGCUCUUCCACAAAAGUAGGUCUUCUUCAUUUAUAAAUAUUUCCUAUGAACUAAUUCAGUGUCAGUUAUAGUACUCAAAUUAGUUGAAAGUAUGAACUGUUUCUGCAUAAGGUUUUUUUGACAAAUCAGAGAAAUUAUGUUGUGUAUGACUUAUAAUUAUUCACAUUCAAUAUGAUGUAAAACUGUCAUUCUCUAUAUUAUCAAUAUCUAUAUUUUUUGUUAAAUGAUUUGGUUUAAGAGAAUAUCACCACCAGAACGAAUUUUCUAAAGGUGUUAAUAAGACAAUAAUGUACAUUUGUUGUUUAUGUGAUUAUGUAAUAUAGCUGACAUUUAUAUAAUAAAUUUUGAGAAGCCUUUAUAAUUGUCUGACAGCAUGGAAUCAAAAAUCCAAUUACCAAACAUUUUGAGCCCAGUUACUAUAAAUUUCAAAAGAUCUCUAUGUGUACUCAUCCCUUUAGAUUCAAAUGUGUGUUUAACAGAGUAACUUACUGUGACUCAAUACAGGGAUCAAUAUGUUCAAUACAUUAAAAUUACUCUUCAGUAGCAUAAUAUGUAUUCCAUUUUCUUUCAUUUCAUUGUUUACUGCACAACACUACAUUCGAUUUCUCCUCAUGUUUGGUCUUACGAGCAAUGGCAUUUACUAACAAACAAUUGCAUUUCUUUAUUCAAAAUAUUCAUUUAGGUCUAGGCAUUUCCCACCAAUACAUUUGUGUUCGCUUUAUACACAGUUUUGAAAUCUGUGUGAAAUUAUAUUUCUAUACAAAAAAAUAAACAGAUCUAUAGCCAGAGUAAUACAUAUUCUAAACAAAUUGUAUUCAUGGUUGUAUGCAUAAAUACCAAUCUAGCUAGAAGAGAAGAGACAAAUCCACCAUCAUUCCCAGUAAACUGUCUAUGUAAACCCCUUAAAAUGUUGUCUUGGAUGUAAAAAAAAUAAUAUGCUAGACAUUUGGUCAAAAUAAGGCGUCACUUAAACAAUCAUUAAAAAAAUUCCUUGCAUUCUAUACGAAAAAAUUAAACUAAAUUCUUACUUAACUUUUCUUUUUAAAGUUUACUAACAAAUUUCUUAAGCAUUUUUUCACAUUAUCCCUGUAACUGCCUCUUUAAAUUAAUAAAAUCCUUAGUAUCUUAGUAAAAGUCAUUACAAUUAAUUUCUUCUAUUAUGUCAGAAAAAACUGAAACAUAUCAAUAUUUUAUUAAGUUUAUUUUUAUAUUUUCACCUUGAAUAAUAUUUUAUAUAAUUAACAUGAACUAUUAACACUAUUCUAUUACAACUAGUAACUCUAUGUUAAAACGACAAUAUUGUACAUCAUGUAACGGGUAACAUUUUUAAAGUGUCAAUAAAGACUUUUGAUGAAGUUAUCACCAGAGAUGACUAUAUGUUA